CGCCAUGGGCUCCCAGGUGCUGCAGAUCCUGCGCCAGGGCGUGUGGGCGGCGCUGAGCGGCGGCUGGUACCAGGACCCGCACCAGGGCGCCGGGGUCAACGCGCUACACCUCUACCUGUGGCUCUUCCUGCUCGGCUUCCCUUUUUCUGUGUAUCCUGCCCUUCCUUCUUCCAUGAUGAUAGUAGCUGUGUACUGCCCAGUAAUAGCAGCGCUCUUUAUCGUUUUGAAGAUGGUGAACUACCGUUUGCACAGGGCACUGGAUGAGGGAGAAAUUGUGGAGAGGAAUGCCAAUGAGCGUAUGGACAGGGGUGCAAAAACAGAACAAAGCAGUGCUUCAGCCAAGAGGAAAGACAGCAAUGGGCCCAGUGACCCUGGUGGAGGAAUUGAGAUGUCAGAGUUCAUUCGAGAAGCCACUCCCCCUGUUGGCUGUAGUUCACGCAAUUCUUAUGCUGGAAUAGAUCCAAACAACCAGGUUGGAUCUGGAUUAUCUCGUCUGGGAACAGCAGCAACAAUCAAAGGAGAUACUGACACUGCCAAGACCUCUGAUGAUAUCAGUUUAAGUCUUGGACAGAGUUCUAGCCUGUGUAAAGAAGGGAGUGAAGAACAAGAUUUGGCAACUGAUCGGAAGCUUUUUCGUCUGGUGUCGAAUGACUCGUUUGUCUCCAUCCAGCCUUCACUAUCCUCUGGACAAGAUUUGCCACGAGACAACAGUGAUAAAUUGUGCCUCUCGAACAAUCAGCUUGUGGACCAGUCUAAAGCUAAUGCGUGUGACUCAGAAGUAGCUUCGCUUAUAACUCUGCAUUCUCACUCCUAUAGAAAGGAUCACAGACCACGAGGGGUACCAAGGACUUCUAGCUCUGCUGUUGCUUUUCCAGAUGCUUCACUGAAUGACUUCCCUCUUUAUCAGCAAAGGCGAGGACUAGAUACUGUCAGUGAGUUAGAAGCUUCUAAGCCCCCUUCUGGAUCUAGAGAGUCCUUGGCUGAGAACUCUUGCAUUUCAGGAGUUUUUCAGUUGGAUGACAUUCUGAAAAGUAGCAGCCCUCAACCACUGGCUAAGAGUGGGAAGAGCAAAUCCUUGAAAGCAGACAAAAGUGUGGACAGUCUGAGAAGCCUGAGUACUAGAAGCAGUGGUUCAACAGAAAGCUACUGCAGUGGGACUGAUCGUGACACUAACAGUACCAUCAGUAGCUAUAAAAGUGAACAUACUAGCUCUACGCAUAUAGAAAGUGUGCUGUCAGAGCAUGAGGAGGAGUCUCCUAGAGAAGAGAAAAAGGAUGGUAAGAAAAAAGACUGUGGUGUUGACUCAGAGGAUGACAGUAGUUCUACUACUGACAAAAGGACUAGUAGUGAAAGGACUGCUGUGGAAAUGAGUUCUAUUAGUGGUGUUCAAGAGGUAAAGGGUUCUAAUGCAUCCAAUGAGAUGCACAGUCAGAAGGGUCUUAGUGCCUCUGCUUCGGAAGAGGCCAAUAAAAACCCACAUGCCAAUGAACUGACUACACAAGCUGACAGGCCACCUGGGAAGGCUGCUGAACAAAGAGAUGAGCAGAGUGAGAAAGUAGUUCUGUUGUUAGAUUCAAGAGCUUCUAAAGAAACUAGUGGAAAACAAAAAGAAGGAGAUGUUCGACCCAAAUCUUCUAGCUUAAUACAUCGAACAGCCUCUACCCACAAGUCCAGCCGAAGACGGACAGGAAAAAAGCGGGCUAGUAGUUUUGAUUCAAGUCGGCACAGGGAAUAUGUUUCCUUCAGAAGUGUAUCUGGUACUAAACCCCACAGUGCCGUGUUUUGUCAUGAUGAGGACUCCAGUGAUCAAAGUGACUUAAGCAGGACGUCAAGUAUGCAGUCAGCUCAUCAGUUCAGCAGUGAUAGCUCUUCCAGCACCACAUCCCAUUCAUGCCAGUCUCCUGAGGGAAAGUACAGUGCUCUAAAGACCAAAUAUGUUUCUAAAGAACGUGGGGGCGCAGACUCUGAAAAUAUUCAUAAAACCCACGUGAGCUCUGAAGGAAUUAGCAAAAAACGAUCUACACGUCGGACUUCUAGCACAAACAGUGCCAAGAAUCGUGCCAGAGUACUAAGCCUGGACAGUGGUACUGUAGCUUGCUUAAAUGAUCCAAAUAGUUUAAUGACACCAGGUAACAUAAAACAGUUAACCACUUCAAAAUCUGAUUUGGAAGCCAAAGAGGGAGAGGUGCUAGAUGAGCUAUCUCUGCUGGGAAGGGCUUCACAUUUAGAGUCAGUCACUCGUUCUAGGAAUAGCUUACCAAGCCAGGCUACGUUUCCUGAAGGGGAAGAGCAAGAAUCAGCAAGUGGAGCAGCACAAGCCAGCGAGGAGACUGUCACAUUUCGACGUGAACGCAGCACAUUUAGGCGUCAGGCAGUACGACGCCGGCACAAUGCAGGGAGUAACCCUACCCCUCCUACAUUGCUCAUCGGAUCACCCCUCAGCCUUCAAGAUGGUCAGCAAGGCCAGCAGUCCUCCCAGGCCAAAGUGCAGUCCCGCUCCCCCUCCCAGGCAGCUGUGCUCAGCGCUAGCACCUCCUUGCUGGUGAGAAAUGGGAGUGUCCACUUAGAAGCAUCACAUGCCACUGCAUCUGCUGUAGGCGGUAGCAGUUUGCACGAUGGACUUGGUAAGUUCAGUUCUACGCUCUACGAGACAGGGGGCUGCGACAUGUCACUUGUGAACUUUGAGCCAGCUGCAAGAAGAGCAUCUAACAUCUGUGACACGGACUCUCACGUAUCGAGUUCUACCUCAGUUCACUUUUACCCACAUGAUCUACUUUCUCUUCCCCAGAUCAGGUUGAACAGGCUGCUAACCAUAGAUACAGAUCUACUGGAGCAGCAAGAUAUUGACCUGAGCCCUGACCUUCAGGACCACUUGCAACCUCAAGAGGAAGCAGCUCAAAAAGUCAAGCAGUACUAUCGUUUUUGGAUACUGCCUAAGCUUUGGAUUAGCAUAAAUUUUGAUAGAUUAACUCUUCUGGCUUUAUUUGAUAGGAAUCGUGAGAUCCUUGAAAAUGUGUUAGCUGUCAUCCUAGCAAUUCUAGUUGCAUUUCUGGGCUCUGUACUUCUUAUUGAGGGCUUUUUCAAGGAUAUCUGGGUCUUCCAGUUCUGCCUGGUUAUAGCCAGUUGUCAGUACUCACUGUUGAAGAGUGUUCAACCAGAUUCUUCUUCCCCUCGACAUGGUCAUAAUCGUAUCAUAGCCUAUAGUAGGCCUGUAUAUUUCUGUUUAUGUUGUGGUCUUAUUUGGCUGUUGGAUUAUGGCAGCAGAAACAUAUCUACAACGAGAUUCAAGUUGUAUGGAAUGGCUUUCACCAACCCAUUGCUCCUGCUGUCAGCCAGGGACUUAGUUAUAGUGUUUACACUAUGCUUCCCCAUAGUAUUCUUCAUUGGUCUCCUGCCUCAGGUGAAUACAUUUGUGAUGUAUCUCUGUGAACAGCUGGAUAUUCAUGUCUUUGGUGGCAAUGCUACCACAAGCCUGCUUGCAGCACUUUACAGUUUCAUCUGUAGUAUUGUGGCAGUAGCGUUGUUGUAUGGACUGUGCUAUGGUGCCCUGAAGGAUUCUUGGGAUGGGCAGCAUAUUCCAGUUCUCUUCUCCAUAUUUUGUGGUUUGUUAGUGGCAAUGUCAUAUCAUCUCAGCAGACAAAGUAGUGACCCUUCUGUGCUUUUCUCUUUAGUGCAAUCAAAAUUUUUUCCUAAUUCUGAAGACAAAAACCCUGAGGAUCCUCUGUCUGAAGUGAAAGAUCCUCUACCUGAAAAGCUUAGAAAUUCUGUGAGUGAACGAUUGCAGUCUGACCUGAUUGUGUGUAUAGUCAUUGGUGUACUCUAUUUUGCAAUUCACGUCAGUACAGUAUUUACAGUUUUACAGCCUAUUUUAAGUUAUGUUCUCUAUGCAUUGGUGGGUACGGUAGGCUUUGUGACCCAUUACGUUCUGCCUCAACUCCGAAAGCAACUUCCUUGGCAUUGCUUUUCUCACCCGCUGCUGAAAACCAAGGAAUACUAUCAGUUUGAAGUCCGAAAUGCUGCGCAUGUUAUGUGGUUUGAGAAGCUUCACAUUUGGCUCCUUUUUAUAGAGAAGAAUAUUAUCUAUCCAUUGAUAGUCCUCAAUGAGCUUAGUAGCAGUGCUAAGAGUAUUGCUAGUCCAAAGAAACUGGAUACUGAGUUGGGUGCUUUAAUGAUCACAAUAGCUGGCUUGAAGUUACUGCGUUCAUCAUUCAGUAGCCCAACGUGCCAGUACGUCACUGUUAUUUUCACAGUGCUCUUCUUUACUUUUGAUUACAAAAGUUUUACUGAGACCAUGCUGCUAGAUCUCUUCUUCAUGUCCAUACUCUUCAGCAAGCUUUGGGAACUCUUUUAUAAGCUGAGAUUUGUAUAUACCUACAUUGCUCCCUGGCAGAUAACAUGGGGAUCUGCCUUCCAUGCUUUUGCCCAGCCUUUUGCUGUGCCACAUUCUGCAAUGUUAUUUGUCCAAGCAGCUGUGUCAGCAUUCUUCUCUACUCCACUGAAUCCUUUCCUGGGAAGUGCAAUAUUUAUCACUUCUUAUGCCAGACCUGUCAAAUUCUGGGAAAGAGACUACAACACGAAGCGUGUGGAUCAUUCAAAUACGAGAUUGGCUUCGCAGCUUGAUCGAAAUCCAGGUUCAGAUGAUAACAAUCUGAAUUCAAUCUUCUAUGAACAUUUAACCCGUUCCCUUCAGCACAGCCUAUGUGGAGAUUUAUUGUUGGGUCGAUGGGGAAACUACAGUACUGGGGACUGCUUCAUUCUUGCCUCUGACUACCUCAAUGCACUAGUACACCUUAUAGAGAUAGGAAAUGGUUUGGUCACCUUCCAGCUGAGAGGGCUUGAAUUCAGAGGAACUUAUUGUCAGCAAAGAGAAGUAGAGGCCAUCACUGAAGGCGUAGAGGAAGAUGAAGGUUUCUGUUGCUGUGAACCUGGUCACCUUCCUCACAUGCUUUCAUUUAAUGCUGCAUUUGGGCAGCGUUGGCUGGCUUGGGAAGUGCUUGUGACAAAGUAUGUUCUGGAGGGUUACAGUAUCACAGACAACAGUGCAGCAUCCAUGCUGCAAGUCUUUGAUCUCCGGAAAAUUCUCACCACUUACUACGUGAAGGGAAUCAUCUAUUAUGUCACAACUUCCCCCAAGGUAGAGGAGUGGUUAGCUAAUGAGACAAUGCAGGAAGGACUGCGGUUGUGCACAGACCGCAAUUAUGUUGAUGUAGACCCAACAUUUAACCCCAAUAUUGAUGAAGAUUAUGACCACCGUCUAGCAGGAAUCUCAAGAGAGAGUUUCUGUAUGAUUUAUUUGAACUGGAUAGAAUAUUGCUGCUCUCGAAGAGAAAAGCCACUGGAUUCAAGUAGAGACUCACCCCUGGUUACACUGUGUUAUGGGCUUUGUGUUCUGGGGCGGAGAGCAUUGGGAACAGCUUCACAUCAUAUGUCUAGUAAUCUGGAAUCCUUCUUGUAUGGCUUGCAUGCCCUUUUUAAGGGCGACUUCCGUAUCUCUUCAAUUAGGGAUGAAUGGAUCUUUGCUGACAUGGAAUUGCUGAGGAAAGUAGUGGUUCCUGGAAUACGAAUGUCACUUAAACUACAUCAGGAUCACUUCACUUCUCCAGAUGAAUACGAUGAUCCUUCUGUUCUCUAUGAAGCCAUAACAACCCAUGAGGAAAAUCUAGUUAUAGCACAUGAAGGGGACCCUGCCUGGCGGAGUGCUGUUCUUUCCAAUUCUCCCUCCCUCCUUGCUCUGCGUCACGUGAUGGAUGAUGGUACCAACGAAUACAAAAUUAUUAUGCUGAAUAAGCGCUAUCUCAGUUUCAGGGUCAUUAAGGUGAAUAAGGAGUGUGUGCGUGGCCUGUGGGCAGGACAACAACAGGAGCUUGUCUUCCUGCGUAAUCGCAAUCCAGAAAGAGGAAGUAUCCAAAAUGCAAAACAAGCUCUGAGGAACAUGAUCAACUCCUCCUGUGACCAGCCAAUUGGUUACCCAAUCUAUGUCUCACCUUUGACUACAUCCUAUUCUGAUAGUCAUGAACAGCUUAAGGAGAUACUUGGAGGAGCUAUCAGCUUAGGAAAUAUCAGAAACUUCAUAGUGUCUACAUGGCACAGACUAAGGAAAGGUUGUGGAGCUGGCUGUAACAGUGGUGGAAAUAUUGAAGAUUCGGAUGCUGGAGGCGGGGCUUCUUGCACAAGUAACAAUGCCACUAUCAAUGAGUCGCAGAGCAGCGUGUCGCAAGGAGGAGUGAAUGCACCUACAGGGCAGGGACCUGGAGCAGUACAGCACCCUCCUGUGGCACCUCAUCCCGGGGCUCAUCCCACUGCGCUUCCUGCAGCUCAUCCACCAACUCAUCCAUCCACUCUGGGCACCAGUCACAGCUCUCACUCUGUGCAGUCGAGCCUUGUCAGACAUUCCCCUGCCCGUGCCUCAGUAGCUAGCCAUUCAUCCUAUUGCUACGGCAGCCGUCAUUCAUCUCUUCGCACAUCCACAACAGGCUUUGUGCCUUGUCGGCGCUCUUCCACCAGUCAGAUAUCCCUUCGUAACCUCCCAUCAUCCAUCCAGUCCCGCCUGUCGAUGGUGAACCAAAUGGAACCUACUGGCCAGUCUGGAGUCAGCAUGCAGCAUGGUCUGCCCUCUUCCAGCAGCUCCAGCCAAAGCAUCCCAGCCUGCAAACAGCAUGCCCUUGUGGGUUUUCUAGGGACAGAAGGAGGGAGUAAUGCAGCUGAAACUCAGUCAGCUGGUAAUGCAAGCCCUGCAAAUCAAAUGCAAGCCAAAAAGGAUGACGUUAUUUACAGAAUUCAGUUAAUGGAUCCCAGUCAAGUACUGGAAGGGAUCAACGUGUCAAAAAGGAAAGAGCUGCAGUGGCCAGAUGAGGUGAUACGGCUAAAAGCUGGAAGAAACAGCUGGAAAGACUGGAGUCCUCAGGAAGGCAUGGAAGGCCAUGUGAUUCACCGCUGGGUGCCUUGCAGCAGAGAUCCAAGUAGUCGGUCCCACAUAGAUAAGACCAUCCUGCUGGUUCAAAUUGAAGAUAAAUACGUUGCUGUUGUUGAAACUGGAGUCCUUGAACUUGGGGCUGAAGUGUAAAUCUCUGAGACUUAAACUUCCCCUUCUCCAACGAUUCAGGAAAGAGAAGGGUCCAGAAGCAGCAGCUCCAGGACAUAAAACUUUGGUCCAGUUGUAGGAGAGGACUUGAAACACAGAUUUGUCUAAGUCCUUUUCCCCAAAUAAACAAAUGUAAGAAAUUUUUAAGUUGUUAGCUGCUGAAGAAACAUUUGCAUGAAGGAUAGAUUUGUUGAGACAUAUCUUUUUGUUUAUAAAUUUUGUUUAUGCAUUGUGUAAUGCUUUAAAUCAACAAACGUUUCAGUUCUAAGAUCAGAGCACCUCAUAUUUUUCUAAUUGUUUUUGCCAAAAAUUGCCAUGUCUUGUCACCGAGUGUGUGGAAUUCAUCCACCUUAUUUUAAAGACAUUGACUACAAACAUUCAGUUUGGUGAAACACAGUGUGAAGGUUUCAGGAGUGGCAAGAAGAGACUGAACAGAUGUAUAGAUUCUUAUUCCUUAUGAGCUAAAACAUUAAUGAGAACUGCACUAAUUUUUUACAGCAAUGCACUAAAAACAACCCUGAGAUUGCUGAGAACAUUUAUUUAUAUAUAUAAAUAUAAGUAUAUAAAAUACCAUUAUUUAAAUUGCCUUUGGGAUUAAUCCCCUCCCUCUCCAUAUACAUGUUGAUGGUAAGGGCUGUGCCAUGGGUUUGGUUCUAUGUUCUGUAUUUCGUACAAGUGCAUUUGCUGCAUCCUCUUCACAAUAAAUGGUAAAAUAAGAAAUA
Messenger RNA from Centrocercus urophasianus (Greater sage-grouse), 7803 nucleotides. RefSeq names its product pecanex 1 (gene PCNX1). The transcript is spliced from 37 exons. The coding region runs from base 5 to 7063 and encodes 2352 amino acids. Gene Ontology annotation, cellular component: membrane. The record is from RefSeq and is a predicted model, not a curated record. Lineage: Eukaryota; Metazoa; Chordata; Aves; Galliformes; Phasianidae.